GUUUUAUGAACGGUUACCUAACGAAUACUGGCUCGUUUCCCGAAAUCGCGAAAAUUUAUCACGAACACCACUGUAUAAGUUUGUAAAUAUAUUGAUAAUUAACUGGAUAAAUAAACAAAGAUGUGCCUUGCGUACAGGUAUACUCUCAAUGGAUUUCGAUUUGGAUUAGCAUCUCAUCUUCUAAAGUUAACUUGGUAUUGGUAGAAAUAUUCACAUCAUACACUUUAUCACUAUGUUUAUGUGGAUAACACCUCGAAACAAAUAUUACAUAGCUUGGACUAUGCUACUUCUGAUUUUUUCUAGCAAGUCAAAAUGUGACUAUGAAGACCUCGAGCCUGGACAGUGUGUCUCUAGAUUCGACUACGAUUAUAAAGUGAUGCAGAAAUUGUUGCAGUUUGAAACAAAAAUAGAAGCACAGGCUAGAGAAAUCGAAGAGCUGAGGCAGAGAAAUACAUGUUCAUGUACAGAUUCUCAGAAGGUUGCUUUCAUGGCAGAGUUGUCAAAAGCCAUCAUUAAUCCGCCGACUGGUACAAUUGUUGUUUUUGAUAUUGUCCAUACGAAUGACGGAGAUGGCUACAAACCUGGACCGGGGAUUUUCAUUCCUCCUGUGACUGGCACAUACAACAUAAACCUUGUUGCAAGUUCGGGAACAAAAUUAGCUUCAGAAUAUCUUCAUUUAUACAUUAUGCACAACACGACAAAGGUUGGAUAUAUCUUCCUAGAUGCAAAUUCAGACUAUUCCUUGAUAAGAUCGACGGCAAUUGUCCUGGAACUGCAAGCUGGCGAUUCCGUGUUUGUUAAAGUUGGAAACAGUUCACCGAGAGGAAGACUUGAAGGAUGUUGUUUUCAUACACUCUUUAGUGGUUUUCUGAUCAGAUAACACUACGCAAUAAUUAACACAGACCGGUUAUUUGUCUGACACUCAAAAGUAAAAUAAUAAAGUAUGUAAUAUUAUAUAUCUUAAGGGGGUAGAAUACCUUAACACUUGUAUGUGCGCAUGCCCAACCGGAAGCUAACGUGACGAUGUACGACAAAAUGUACGACAAAUUAAAUGUGUUUGACCAUUUAUUCUUCUGAAAUAAAAAUCAUUAACCUGUCUCUGAUCUGACGCUUUAUGGUUCAAUAAUGCUGAAAUAAUGAAUAAAUUACCACAGAAACGCUACAAAACAUUGCUGCCUUUAAAUGACGUCCUGGACGUAAUGACGUUAAGUGUCAGUUACCGCGUCAAAGUGAUAGCUUUUAUCUUGAAAGUACGUAAUUCUGAGCAGUUAGUUUGUAUUUGAACUAUUUUUAAACAACCAUUUUUUGCCGAAAUAUUUUUACGAGUCUUUCACUCUGAAUAAUGAUCAGUAUUUUGCUGCUAGGUAUAGAGCUACGACCUCCUUUAGUUUACUUAUCUGUGUUAUAAUUUGCUACUUACAUUUCGAUUAAAUAUGUUUCACAUCGAUUUAGUUUAUGCAGUUCUAUCAACAAAUUUCACACACAUCUUCAAGAAAAGGUCAUACAUGUAUUUCAAGAAAUUCAUUUCUUAGAAGUCAUGAUAACUUUGAUAAUACAAUGGCGGCAAAAUCUUUGUUAUGAAUCUUAACAUAUUAAUUUCUUGUUAUUUACUGUUUUCGUUAAUUGCUAUAUCAUACAUUUGUCACAUGUUUG
This is a messenger RNA of Mercenaria mercenaria, 1653 nucleotides long. RefSeq names its product collagen alpha-2(VIII) chain-like. The record is from RefSeq and is a predicted model, not a curated record. Bases 233 to 880 code for a protein of 215 amino acids. Gene Ontology annotation, molecular function: protein binding. The transcript has 3 exons. NCBI's taxonomy places the organism in Eukaryota, Metazoa, Mollusca, Bivalvia, Venerida, Veneridae.